Messenger RNA from Paramecium octaurelia, 3644 nucleotides. NCBI's taxonomy places the organism in Eukaryota, Ciliophora, Oligohymenophorea, Peniculida, Parameciidae. The record is from the annotation of a GenBank genome assembly.
UGAAUUUGAUAAUGGAAGGUAAACAUAGUUUCUAUCUAGACAUCUUUAAAUCGCCCUCUAAUAAAUUCUUCAUAAUUAAAUACAAGACCAGAGGACAAGCUGAUUAAAGUCUAAAUAGCAAAGUGAUUUUCCUCCAAAAGAGAUUUGAUUAGUAAUUAAGGAAUGCAGCCUAAGUAUGCGAGUAAGUGGGAGUCUUUUUGAGUUGUCUGGAUCAACAAUCAUUUAUUGCUUUUGGUACAAUUUAGAAUGAACCAACUGAUUUUGAAUAUCUCACAGUAUUUCUAAAAAGUUAACUCAUUAGGAGGAAUAGUAGCAGAAUUUGAGUAAAUUGCAGGAGUUUUUCUAAUCAUUUGUGAAGGUAGAGUGGAUAUUUAAAGGUGUGCUUAAUUUUGAGAAAACUAAAAAUAUUAAAAAUGAUUUGAAUGAAAUGAAACCAGUCAAUCAUUGCAAGGAUGUCUAAGAAUUGACGUGUCAGACUGCAGAAUAAGUAAAAUAUAAUGUAUUAAUCAAAGUUAUUAUCAUUACUUUAAAAAUAAGAACCUUAUAAGCCUUAAUUUUAAUGGGGUGUUGUUGUAAUACCAUAAAAAAUUAAUGAUAUAAUCAACUAAAAUCUUAGACCUCAUGAUAAUGAUAAAUAAAAAAGUAGUAAGAGUAGAAGUCGACACAAGGAAAAGGAAAAAGAUAAAGAAAAAGAUAGAAGAAAAUCAAGCAAGGAUAGAGCAAAAGAGAAGUAUGAUCGUAAUAAAGACAGAAGAAGCAAAGAAAGAAGUUAAAGAAGAAGUAAAGAGAAAAAAAAAAAAGCAAUGAAAAAAAAGAUAACAGAGAAGAUAUAAAAAGCCAAAAUAUAUCAGAGUUUGUUGUUUAUGAUAGUAUUCUAAUACAUAAUAGAUAAUAGAUAAGGAUUAAAGAGAUAAAGAAAGACAGACAAGAGAAAAAGAAUACUAGAAAGAAAAAGAUUAAAGAGAACAAAGAGAAAGAGAGAGAGCAAAAGAAUAAAUAGAAUAGAGAGAAAGAGACAGAGAAAAAGAGUAACGAUAACAAAAGGAACAAGAAAAAAGAGAAAAAGAAGAAAAAGAAAUGAUAGAAAAAUAGAAAUAAAAAGAGAAAGAAAGAGAAAAAGAAAAAGAAAAGGAGAGGGAAAGAGAAAAAGAAAGGGAAAGGGAAAAAGAGAAGGAGAAGGAGAAAGAGAAAGAAAGGGAAAAAGAGAGAGAAAGAGAAAAAGAGAAAGAGAAAGAAAAAGAGAGAGAAAGAGAAAGAGAAAAAGAAAAAGAGAAGGAAAGUAACAAAGAUAGAGAAAGAGAAAAAGAUAGAGACCGAUAAAGGGAUAAAGACAAAGAUUAUAAUAGAGAUAGAGAAAAAUUUGAUAAAAGCAAAUAUGAUAAGAAAGAUGACCAUAGAUAAAAAGAAAGGAAUGAAUCUAAACAUGAUUAUGAUAAAAAAUAAAAGGAUAAAGAGAGAGAAAGGGAUAAAAAUAGAGAGAAGUCGAAGGAGAAGUCUUUUGAGAGAUCGGAUAGAAAAGACAGAGAGAGAAGGAAAGAGAAAGAGAAAGACAGAUCGAGAGGUGGAGACAAAGAGAGAGAUAGAGAUUACAAUAAUAAGAAACACAAGGAUUAUAGAAGGGAAACAACCAAAAAGAGAAGUGAGGAGAGAUCUAAGCCUCGAUCUAGGAGUGAGGACAGACGCUAAGGUCAUAAUUCAAAUAAAAAUAAGAAGUUCGUUGAUUUAGCUUCAUAAAGCGAACAACCAAGAGAAUUCUAGUACCAAAACAUUAAUAAAUAGUUCAUCUGUGUCAUUAUCAUCCCAUAAAUAAGAGUAAGAGCAACAAGAUCUUGAAUUGGAAUAAAAUUCUGUGAGACCUGAAUAGAAGGACCAAGUAGAUCUUGGAGUUAUUUUGAAUGUUUUGGAUUCCCCUAAACCAAAUGCACAAUAAUUUCAACCUUUAAUUUAACCAGUUAUAAUUACACCAGCUGAAUAAAUAGUAUUAACAAAACAAAGUGAAUCCCAACAAUCAAACAUUCUAAAUAGUGAUUCCAAAAAAAGGAUAUUAUUAGUCAAUUAAGAGAAAAGUUUAAGUGUGCCAGAUAAUGUUGAAUAGUAAAAAUAAUUAAAUCCAGGCUCAAUGAAGAUCAUAAAAGAUGCNAAAAAAAAAAAAAGCAAUGAAAAAAAAGAUAACAGAGAAGAUAUAAAAAGCCAAAAUAUAUCAGAGUUUGUUGUUUAUGAUAGUAUUCUAAUACAUAAUAGAUAAUAGAUAAGGAUUAAAGAGAUAAAGAAAGACAGACAAGAGAAAAAGAAUACUAGAAAGAAAAAGAUUAAAGAGAACAAAGAGAAAGAGAGAGAGCAAAAGAAUAAAUAGAAUAGAGAGAAAGAGACAGAGAAAAAGAGUAACGAUAACAAAAGGAACAAGAAAAAAGAGAAAAAGAAGAAAAAGAAAUGAUAGAAAAAUAGAAAUAAAAAGAGAAAGAAAGAGAAAAAGAAAAAGAAAAGGAGAGGGAAAGAGAAAAAGAAAGGGAAAGGGAAAAAGAGAAGGAGAAGGAGAAAGAGAAAGAAAGGGAAAAAGAGAGAGAAAGAGAAAAAGAGAAAGAGAAAGAAAAAGAGAGAGAAAGAGAAAGAGAAAAAGAAAAAGAGAAGGAAAGUAACAAAGAUAGAGAAAGAGAAAAAGAUAGAGACCGAUAAAGGGAUAAAGACAAAGAUUAUAAUAGAGAUAGAGAAAAAUUUGAUAAAAGCAAAUAUGAUAAGAAAGAUGACCAUAGAUAAAAAGAAAGGAAUGAAUCUAAACAUGAUUAUGAUAAAAAAUAAAAGGAUAAAGAGAGAGAAAGGGAUAAAAAUAGAGAGAAGUCGAAGGAGAAGUCUUUUGAGAGAUCGGAUAGAAAAGACAGAGAGAGAAGGAAAGAGAAAGAGAAAGACAGAUCGAGAGGUGGAGACAAAGAGAGAGAUAGAGAUUACAAUAAUAAGAAACACAAGGAUUAUAGAAGGGAAACAACCAAAAAGAGAAGUGAGGAGAGAUCUAAGCCUCGAUCUAGGAGUGAGGACAGACGCUAAGGUCAUAAUUCAAAUAAAAAUAAGAAGUUCGUUGAUUUAGCUUCAUAAAGCGAACAACCAAGAGAAUUCUAGUACCAAAACAUUAAUAAAUAGUUCAUCUGUGUCAUUAUCAUCCCAUAAAUAAGAGUAAGAGCAACAAGAUCUUGAAUUGGAAUAAAAUUCUGUGAGACCUGAAUAGAAGGACCAAGUAGAUCUUGGAGUUAUUUUGAAUGUUUUGGAUUCCCCUAAACCAAAUGCACAAUAAUUUCAACCUUUAAUUUAACCAGUUAUAAUUACACCAGCUGAAUAAAUAGUAUUAACAAAACAAAGUGAAUCCCAACAAUCAAACAUUCUAAAUAGUGAUUCCAAAAAAAGGAUAUUAUUAGUCAAUUAAGAGAAAAGUUUAAGUGUGCCAGAUAAUGUUGAAUAGUAAAAAUAAUUAAAUCCAGGCUCAAUGAAGAUCAUAAAAGAUGCGCCCUCCAAAAGUAUAUAAUAAAUAGCGAAUCAACAAUGUUAAGCAAAAAAGUCAGUGGUAAUUUAAGACUCGAAAUAAGUAUUCAUUAUUAAAUAUUCAAAAGGGUAAUGGAAGUUAAAUUAGAGAUAGGAUAAUACUUAAAAAGAAAUGA